GAAAGUUUAAGAAACGAAUGCCAAACGAGACAAUUGAAUGAAGUGAAGGGGAUUAUAGGGAACGGCACAGAAGUGCCUCUCAUACACGACACUCCACCCAACUCUACAGAAUCCUAUAGUUUAUACGGAGAGGCGGCCAAUGAUGUGGUAGAGUUGGUGACGGCAGUCAGUAGUAUAGAGGCUUUGCCAGGGGGUCAGUGCGACUCCUAUUCAUACACAAUGCAUGGCUCACAGACAGAUGGACACCUCUCUCACCCGGGCUAUGGCAACGAGAUCUGUAUCACAGAAUCGGCGUCCGAUACCUGUAUGAUAGAGACGGAUGGGAACGACAUUUGUUGGAACGCCAUCCUCACGGACGCCGACCUCAACGAACUGAGUCACUACACAACCAGUCCUGUGAUUCACGCGACCGACUCGGGUCUGACGGUUAGCGACAGCACCACAACCACCGCUCAAUUGACGGCAGUAGAGCCCCAUUCGCUGCAUUUGGUGGCCAACGCAUCCCCGGCCACCGCCACUCUCGAGGAGUCGCAACUCUUUCACAACGGAGUGUCGCGUCAUAUGAAUUGUCUGGCGCUGAGGCCUACGAUGGGCUCGGAUGUGAUAUCUGCCACACAUAAUGUGGUCACUUGUGUGAACCCAACGGUCGUCAACGCAGGCGAUUGGAGCCAUUGGCAGACCUACUCGACAGUUGCCAACACUGACAGCACAGACCUACUGAUCAGACACAUCAAGACAGAGUACGGCACGUGUGAGCCAAUAGUGAGUCCUUCGCCACCCAUUGCCUACAUUACGACCACAUCGGCGCCCAUCAGUACCAGACCGUCGCCUGUGGUGAGCAAGCAAUCGGCCAGUUGUGUAAAUAGUCAGCAAAUGAGUUCCAGUUCCCAGACGUCGACCCAACCUUCCAGUCCGAGUUCGGGCAACUUUGAGCACACAAACCCUCUGCAGCCGUGGGCCGAGUGUAAGGCGGCGCUCGAGGCGGCGGCCCUCGACUUAGAAAGUUUCGGCACUUUGGAUGUUCACAACUAUUGA
Messenger RNA from Oppiella nova, 1035 nucleotides. The record is from the annotation of a GenBank genome assembly. NCBI's taxonomy places the organism in Eukaryota, Metazoa, Arthropoda, Arachnida, Sarcoptiformes, Oppiidae.